AAGAAUGUGAAAACUUUAUCAGGCAGGUGUGGCUCUGCUGCUGCUGCUGCUGAUAAAGGGCAGAAAGUAAACCGACCAACAUCUGCUUUAACACCGAAUGGUGUACCAUUACGCGUAAGCUGUGGUUUUCACUGGGGAAUUAUUACACAGCUCUAGUUAAGGACGAGGACACCAUGGAGUCGUCUGUUGUGAACCCGUACAACCAGUUCCAGAUUCUCAGAGCCCAGGCGGACUGUCUGAAUGAGGGCAUUGAACCACAGUUCCUUCAGAUGGCAAUAAACUUUGAGGAGUGUCGCAAGAAGUGGAUGCGGGCAAGCGAUGAGCUGGUUUCUUGUAAAGAGAUGCUGACUAAAGCAGAGACUGAGCGAGGAGCCCUGGAUGUCAAACUGAAGCACGCCCGCAACCAGGUGGACGUCGAGAUUCGCCGGCGUCAAAAGGCUGAGAUGGUCUAUGAGAAGCUGGAACGCCAGCUACAGCUGAUUAAGGACCUGCUGAUAUCGGACAACAACGCUAACAGUAUCAACUUGAGCGAGGAGCAGCGUUCUGCCCUGGCCUUCCUCAGUGCUCACUCCCAGGCAGCACAGGCUGCUAAAGUUGACCUCAAUUCAAGCCGAAGGUUAACAACAAUCGAUGAAUCUGCAUCUUUGCUGUCAGACAUUAGCUAUGACCAAACGGAUGACUCGCUGGACUGGGAUUCGUCUGUUAUGAAGACUGUGAGACUGAGGAAACGGCAGAAACGGCGUUCCUCCAGAAAACUCUGUGACGGUCCUCCACAGGCUGUGAAGAAAACUCGCUCUACUGGACGCAUAUCAGAUAGGAUAAAUGAGUCUGUUGUGACCAAAACUACUAUCACUGUGCCUGUAAAUGGUGGUGCUGUUGAGGCCAUCUCCACCAUUGAAACUGUGCCUUACUGGACACACAGCAGAAAGAAAAGUGUUGCUCGAAGCUGGGCUGAUACAACCACUACUGACCAAUCAGAGACUGCCAGUGAGGCUCCCAGCACAUCAGUUUCAGAUUUCCCUCACCAAUUUCAAACUCCCAAAGCUAAAGGAGGAAAGAAACACCAUUUCGUUCCCAAAACAGUGAUCCGGUCUGAAUUCUGUGCGCCAUGUGGCAGAAGAACAAAGUUUGGCAAGGUUUUCCUUCGCUGUCAGGAUUGCAGGGUCGUGGCCCAUCCAGAAUGUCGCGAGCGUUGCCCCUUGCCCUGUAAUCCAACAGUUGCCAGCACUCCCAUCACAAACACGGAGGCCACCUUGGCUGAUUUUGCUCCAGCCACCUCCCCAAAGAUCCCAGCUUUGGUUAUCUGCUGCAUUAAGGAGAUUGAGCACAGAGGCCUACAUGAGGUUGGCCUGUACAGAAUCUCUGGCCAGGAGCGCAUGGUAAAGGAGCUGAAGGAGAAGCUGAUUAGAGGAAAGGUUCUACCUCAGCUUAGCAAAGUCGAAGACAUCAACGUGGUCACAGGUGUCCUCAAAGACUUCCUGAGAAACCUCCCGGAGCCGCUGCUCACCUUCCACCUUAACAAAGCUUUCAUGGAAGCAGCUGAAAUCCAGGAUGACGGCAACAGUCUGGCCAUGAUCUACCAGGCCAUUAGUGAGUUGCCUCAACCCAACCGAGACACUCUGGCCUGUCUGAUGAUUCACCUGCAGAAAGUGUCACAUAGUGUGGCUACCAAAAUGGAUGUGAACAACCUGGCCAGGGUCUUUGGCCCAACCCUCGUGGGUCAUGCUGUUUCUGACCCAGACCCCAUGACCAUCCUGCAUGACACAAGCAGACAACCAAGGGUGAUCGAGCGCCUGCUCAGUAUUUCAGCACACUAUUGGAGUCAGUUCGCCUCUCCAGAUAUCGCUGCCAUGGAAAAUGAUCACCAGUUUGAAACUCCAGAACACAAAGUGAGCAUCCUGGGACCCGUGACCACUCCAGAGCGCCAGAUGAUGUCAAAAACACCUUCCUCCAGCUCACUGUCCAAGCGCAUGAUGCAGACCCUCUCCAGCACCACCAUAUUUGGGAGCAAGGGCAAAGCAACAGCUGCUUCCAACCGCCAGGGGACCUUCUUCUCUUCUCCACAACUGGUGUAAUGAAGGAUUAAAGGAAAAAAAAGAAAAGAUGAACCUAUAUUUUACUUUUGGGUUACUUAUUGCAAAAAAACAAACAAAUUUCUAUUCACAUAAUCGUGUGGGCAAACUACUGUGCAAUUUCUUUCUAGCAUGCAAGUUUUUUAAUAUUGUAAUUUUUUAAUCACGUGUUUUAACAAAAAGACAUUUAUAACUAGUCCUAUUUUCCUAUUUUUUUUUUACGCUCCUUUUUUCUAUAUCUUGAGUACUAAUGAUGUGUUUUGACCAAAACUGCUCACAUCUGUGAUUGUGAGGGGUUUAACCAAGCAUGCUAAACUGAAGAAUCCAUACUAACACUUGGCAUUGAAGUUCUUUAGCUAUGUGGCCAUUGGUGUGUAUCCAUCUUUGAACCUGUGGUUGUAACUGCAGCAACACUGAUGAGUGCAAUACACAAAAAUUCAGUUAUAUUAUUGGCCAGUGUCUUUUUUUCCCCUUACUGUUUUUUCUGAUGUGACAUUUUCUUUUAUAUGUGAGUGUGUUUAUUGUGUGGUGUUGCAUAACAAUCAUGACUUGUCUACUUUAACAAUGCUGCAAAGUUAACACUGAUACUGAAUGGGAAUGUUGUUGCUUUUUUUGCACUGUGUGUUUUGUUUGUUAACAAUCUUAAGUAUUUUUCUACCUGGGAAUAUUUGCCACUAGAGGCUGCUGUUGCACCACUUUUAAUAUGCAAACAUCAACCAAUGAUAUACUGUCUAUUAUGCACAUGACUAAGAUUCUGCUUUUUUAGUCUUUAGCAGAUCAUGAGGGAUACUUUAAUUUGAUCUAACCUUCAAAGGCUCACACAUCUGUGUGGUCAAAACAGGACUUUAAUUAUUGUUAAAACUGAUUUACAUGUCACUGUUUAGAGUUUGUAUCCACUGUAGUUUUGCUAUUUAUUCCUAAGAAGUGAAGAAUAUGUCUUGUGUCACUUUUACAAACUGCAGAUUUUAUCAUGAUGACCAAACUGGUACAGAUUUUAUCUGAGGGGGAAAUGUUCAUAUCAUCUCACGGUAUUUAACUAAAGCCAAAUCUAGCUGAUUUAGUGUUUGCAGUGCCAAAAAAAAGAAUUUGUAAUCCUUUUAACACUGCUCUUUGUAUUAUUUGUAUUUUAUACAUUUAUACAACUAUAUAUGAUCCUGUUUCUUUAAUGACAUGUCGUGAAACUGACUUUAAAGAUUUUGUGGACAGAAUAUUAUAUUCUUUUUAUAUGAGAUCAAAAAAGUCCACAGUUGAGAUAAAAGAAAUAAAACCUCAGAACAUGA
Solea solea (common sole) is the source of this 3352-nucleotide messenger RNA. RefSeq names its product rac GTPase-activating protein 1-like. Lineage: Eukaryota; Metazoa; Chordata; Actinopteri; Pleuronectiformes; Soleidae. The coding region runs from base 174 to 2075 and encodes 633 amino acids. Gene Ontology annotation, biological process: signal transduction. The record is from RefSeq and is a predicted model, not a curated record. The transcript is spliced from 17 exons.